AUGUUCUCUUUUUCUUGGAAAACUUCUUUGGGUAUUUUGAUAUUUGUUUUGAUAGAAGGGGACCUUCAAACUUUAACAGCACAAACCUAUUUGCCUUCAGAGAAGAUCCAGGAACCCAAGAUUUUGGUGUCACGAUUCAGGACGAGUUUACAGCCCUCAAUACCUCUGUCUACAGAAAAGAAGCCUCUCGACUACAGAAAAAACAAACGGCAGCUAUUGCUCCGCCAGAGGCGAAACACUCUAUUUCCCAAUGGAGUUAAAAUCUGCCCAGAUGAAAGUAUUGCACAGACUGUGGCAAAUCAUUUGAAAUAUUUUAAAAUCCGUGUGUGUCAGGAAGCUGUCUGGGAAGUCUUCAAGACCUUUUGGGAUCGGCUGCCACGUCAUGAGGAGUAUCGGCACUGGAUGAGUCUCUGUGAAGAUGGAACUAUGAGUAUAUUUGAAAUGGGCACAAAUUUUAGUCAGUCUGAAGAACACCAGAGCCUAAUUAUCAAGAAACUGGCUUACACAAAGGAAACAGCAAAUAGCUCCUGCAGUGACUGGUCCUGUAGCACGGAAUCACCAACUCCUGUUACCCCUUAUGAUACUUCAACAUCAAGAGAUGCUGCCAUCAGUGCAUCAUCCCCUAGGGUGGUUUCCUCUCAAGGUUCCUCAGACAGCGUCUCAGAAACACCGGAUGACAGUAUUAACAAUGAGAUAGAAACUUUGAGAGAAAAACCUACAAAGCCAGCGACUGAACAGGUUGCAGAAUUCAUUAUGCACCUUUCAGGAAAGCAGUACAGCGAAGAGCUACAGGACCCCUCCAGCCUGCGUUAUCAAGAUCUCAUGCAGCAAUUUAUUUCAGAGGUUCAAAAAGCAUUUGAUGGACUACCUGGCUACAAGGACAUCCAUGUGCUUGAAUUUAGGUUGCCUCAGGAAAAUGUCAGUGGCAUCGAUGUUCGCUAUGCUGUCACCUUUGACAGUGAAGCUAUCAGCAACAUUACCUGGGAAAUGAUUAACCUUCAUUCGAACAAAGUAGAAAACCAUGGCCUUGUGGAACGUGAGGAUAAGCCCACUGCAGCUUAUACAAUUAACCACUUCAGAGACUACAUCGCUGAAAGCCUCACCAGGAAUUUCUUACUGGGAAACUCUUCCCUGAAGCCAGAUCCUGACUCCCUUCAGGUUAUCAAUGUGAAAGAUGCUUUCUUUCUCCAACCUGAAGACCCGCUUUGGAAUGUUGAAAACCCAAGCCUUCUGGUGUCUCCACCCCUGAUUCUCGAUAAUACCCUUCAAGCUGAAUGGCCCUCAGCAGAUGAAUCAACUGCCAGGAGUAGUUCACCACUUGAUUUCACCAAACCAGGUUUCAUCUCUGGGGCUCUUUCAUCCACUGGCAGUGAGCUCUGGUCAAAAUCAGAGAGCCCUCCAGCAGAUUUAGUGUCUCCAUCAAAAUUACCCCUUCCCUCGAAGGUGGGCUCCACUUCUCCCCCAGAUGUUUUAGAGGGUAGCAGCCUCACUCUUCAUUCUGUCACCCCAGCAGUGCCUCAGACUGGCUUGCCUGUGGCUCCUAAGGAAUGGACUUCUGGACCUGCUUUAUUAGAGGAUGGAUUAACGAGUGUGGAAGAGCCAGAAGGUUUUUCUUCUUUCGAUCUACUGACUUCAAAUCCACCUUUUCCUCUCAUGCCAAUGCCAUCCAUAGAUGACUCUGAGCUGCCUUUGACUUCUUUAUCAACUUUGACCUCUCCAGCCACAUUGGAUUCUCUUGCCAUAGAAAUUGCUCCCCCUUUUGGCUUGGAUCCGUUGGCUUCCCCAGACAAGGAUCAAUUAGAAGUGAGCAUUUUUCAACCAGAAAUAUACCCUGAAAGUGGACCCUUAUUUGAAGAUCAAUCAGGUUCAGGAUCUGGGCAAGAGCUGCCUACUCAGCCGUGGAGCAAGCCUUUAUUGCAUCAUGGCAUUGAACUUCCACCUGAAUCUUGGCUUGAAUUUGAGGAAUCACUUUUGCCAGUUGAAAGCAAAGAGGAGGACCUAGAAAGAGCCAUAACUGAUCAAGCAGGGGGGCUUUUUGAUGAGUUUGAAGCUGCCCUUAAGGCUAAUGGUUCCAUCUUUGGAGUUAUGACAACUCAAUCUGUUCCUGCGUAUUCCUUGGCGCACACAUCAGAGGCAACCUCGACUGAUCAUUAUUUUGUACCCAAACCACCCUUCCUAUCAGAAUCUACAAUAGCCUCUGCUUCUACUGAUAGGCUAGAAAAAAUAGAAUCCUCCAAAGAACAGAAGCCAAGUGAAAUUUUAGAGUCAUCUAACACAGAACUAUCUGAUAUAGACAUUUCAACAGGAAAGUCAGGCAUGGGACCUUUGUGGACUAGGCUAUCUGAGCUAGAUGUAAUUCAGCCAACAACUUCCUCCCUUGGGAGACCAGCCAAAGACACAAUGGCAAGUUCAGAAAGUAAUAUUGUCACCCUCCUGUCUAGAGCCUCCAUUUCUGACUCCACCAAGUUGUCUCCGACCCUCAGCUCCAUCAACCUGGAGGAUGAUGUUAUCAUGGAUGUACAGGACAUUUCAUUAGAACUGGACCAAGUGGGCACAGGAUACCACCAGCCUGCGCUCAACCAAGAAGACAGUAGCAUUGUUGGUAGCCACGUGGAAAUAUCUACUAAUAUGCUCUCCACUGAGAGAGCUGAUGUAGUUUGGCCCACACAGAGAGCCUAUCCAAAUUACUCCCAGACAACAGGCCCUCUGGUUGUCUUCUUUAGCCUUCGGGUGACGAACAUGCUGUUUUCAGAGGACCUGUUUAACAAAAACUCUCCUGAAUAUAAAGCACUGGAACAAAGAUUCUUAGAACUGCUAGUUCCCUAUCUUCAAUCAAAUCUCACUGGAUUCCAGAAUCUGGAAAUCCUGAACUUCAGAAACGGCAGCAUCGUGGUGAACAGCCGGGUGAAGUUUGCUAAACCUGUACCUCACAAUGUCAAUAAUGCUGUGUAUACAAUUCUGGAAGACUUCUGCAACACUGCCUACCAAACCAUGAACCUGGCCAUUGAUAAAUAUUCCCUGGAUGUAGAAUCAGGUGAUCAAGCCGACCCUUGCAAGUUCCAAGCCUGCAAUGAGUUUUCUGAGUGUGUGGUCAACCGCUGGAGUGGAGAAGCAGAAUGCAUAUGUUACCCUGGUUACCAGAGUCUCCAAGGACUGCCCUGUCAGAGUGUCUGUGAGCUACAAUCAGAUUUCUGCCUGAAUGAUGGAAAGUGUGACAUUAUCCCUGGGCAUGGGGCCAUUUGUAGAUGCCGUGUAGGUGAGAACUGGUGGUAUCGAGGGGAGCACUGUGAAGAGUACAUGUCGGAACCCCAGGUGAUAGGAAUUGCUGUUGCCUCAGCGAUUGGCUUUCUUCUUGUAGUCUUGGCUGUCCUCUUUUUUCUGGCUAGGACUCUGAGAGACCAGUAUGUGAGGAGAGAAAGAAAGGGUUCUCUCAGGAGGAGAGACAGUCCUCCAUCCCUCGAGAGUGCUGUGAAGUACAACCCCGUGUUUGAGGGUGAUAUCACUGGAGAUGAGCAGUAUGGGAGAAGCUACCCUCAGCUUACUUCCUACAGCUCUGCUGGUGGAGAGGUGCCUGCUGCCUUCAGCAGUGAAGAAAUCAGGCACAUCUAUGAAGACAGUGAUCUUACCAGUGAGGAGAUUCAAGAGAGAGCCAGGAUUUUUGAACUUUAUGCCAAAGACCAACAAUUUGCAGAAUUUGUGAGACAACAUCAAAUGAAGCUGUUGUAACAAAAACGUCAAUUUUGAAAGACACUGGAAGAACAAGAUUGCUUGCUACCGUUUUAAUGUGAUGUGGCUGUAACAGUUACCUGUGUCUGGAUUGUAGUCCGAGGACAAAAAAAGAAGCAUUCCUUAAGCAUGGUGGAAUUGGGGGAAUGUCUCCAUCCAGUCCAAUUUUUUUCCACCAGUUUAGCUUUCAAGCAGAGAGCUUUACAAGUAUCGAUGUGAUUUAAAAAAAAUCAAAUUGUAAAAUAUAUUGUACGUAGGGUAUAGGACAUGAAUGAUCGGUGGGCUUUAGGAGUUAAAAUCACUAUUUACAAUUGUUCCUAGUCCUUCCAUUGACCUUCUCUUUGAGCACAUCACUUGAAUCUCUGUGCCUCAGUUUUCCAAACUGGAAUAUAGGGUGAGAGUACUACAUACAGAUGUUGUGAAACCUAAUAGCUAUUCAUAUCUUGAAAGCUAGGCGAAAAGGGGAAAGAUUGUAACAGAUUGCUCAUUUUAAGUACCUUUUUUUUUUGAAAAUUAAUUCAUGGAAGUUGUAGUAGGAGUAACAGCUAUUAACCUAGUUGGGACCUAUAAAAGUAAGACUGUACGGAAUGAAACUGUCCUGGAAACUUAAUUGGUUGAGGGCACUAUUUGCAACCACUGAUGGACUUUCUGGUUGCCUAAGGUAUAAAUGUCUGGCACAUGAGUAGUUGGCGCUCCUCAGAAUUGAGGGACUUCCCACAAGUCAACAGACCUUCUGACUGGAUACAUCAGGUAGCAAAUGAUGAAAGAGGGAGCUGAGCCCAACUAAACCAGUGCUGUAUCUUAGCUGCGUAUCCUUUCCAUCUUAUUGUUGAAGUGAACUUCCCUUUAAAAAACUGUUAUAUGCUCUAAGAGUAUCUCAUCUAAUUCCAGUCCUAAGCACCAAACAUCAGACUGUCCUGAGUCAGACCUGGAUCAGAACAAAAGCUGAGUUUUAAUAUUAUUUGAACAUGGUAAUACAGACUCUUUUCUAAUUAAAAACAAACAAACAAAAAUAUCUUUUGAUACAGUGUGGUGAGGUAUGCUAUAAUGUUCUCACUAGCAGGACUUAGUUUCUAGAUGCAGCACUCAUUAUAUCUGUAUUGUUGUUAAUAGUUCUGAAAAAAUCAAUGUCAAAGAUAGAAUGUAAGUUCCUUGAGGGCAUGGAUUGUCUUUGUAUUUUCAGCACCUAGUAUUGUGCUUGCCAUGUAGCAGGUCUUAAUAAAUGCUUAUUGAAUUGAGUUGAGUUGAAUGAUGCAUAUACCGCAGUGUCAGAUUUUUGGUAUUUUUUUUAAAAAGUUACCUAGAACAUGUAUCAAAUUAGAAAAUUCCUCAUAGGGAGAAAGGUAAGUUUAACCAUUCUGGGGUUGGGGACCUCAAGGCCACAGAACUAAGCAUAGUCUUAGCCAGUUGACUGGUGGGUGUGAGUCUGAACUUGGAAAAGCCUUGAUUUUCCUACUGACAGGCUCUGGAAUGUUGGAAAAUCACAAUGCCUCUGGUUCUUGGUACCUCAAUUUGGAAAGCGCCAUUUGGCUACCCGACAGUGUGUUCUU
Molecule: messenger RNA, 5276 nt
Organism: Trichosurus vulpecula (common brushtail)
Lineage: Eukaryota; Metazoa; Chordata; Mammalia; Diprotodontia; Phalangeridae
Gene: IMPG2
Product: interphotoreceptor matrix proteoglycan 2
Exons: 20
Coding region: 1-3726 (1241 amino acids)
Biological process (GO): visual perception
Molecular function (GO): hyaluronic acid binding; heparin binding
Source: RefSeq, a predicted model, not a curated record